AUGGAAACCUUCUUUAGGCGUCACUUUGGGAGGAAGGGACCGCAGCGUGCCAGCGCAGUGGCCGUGCCCACGGGCAAGGCCAGGCGACGCUCCCAAGCAGGGCUGCCCUCCGGCCGCCUCGCAGGAGCGGAAGCAGGCUGUGUGCUUUGCACAUAUUUCUCCUCCCCUGAUCUAAUAGCCAGCCUUCUUGUGUCUUCCAGGAAAGCUAUUGCCAAAUCCAGCCUCCAGCACAUGGUAGCCCAGCCAAACCCUGCACUAGCCUUGAGGAGCGACUCGGAGAGGCAGAUACGCAGCACUGUAGACUGGAGCGAGACUGCUGUCUAUGGGGAGCACAUCUGGUUUGAGGCCAAUGUCUCUGGGGACUUCUGCUAUGUUGGGGAGCAGAACUGCAUGGCGAAGCUGCUGCAAAAACCUCUCUCCAGGCGUAAGUGUGCAGCCUGCAAGAUCGUAGUGCAUACACCUUGCAUCGAACAGCUGGAGAAAAUAAAUUUCCGCUGCAAACCUUCCUUCAGGGAGUCAGGAUCCCGGAAUGUACGGGAGCCUAUCGUCGUCCGGCAUCACUGGGUACACCGGAGGCGGCAGGAAGGGAAAUGCCGGCAAUGUGGCAAGGGUUUCCAGCAGAAGUUUGCCUUCCACAGUAAAGAGAUUGUAGCCAUCAGCUGUUCCUGGUGCAAGCAAGCGUAUCACAGCAAAGUGUCGUGUUUCAUGCUGCAACACAUCGAAGAGCCCUGCUCGCUGGGGGCUCACGCUGCUGUUGUCAUUCCUCCCACCUGGAUUCUGCGGGUCCGACGGCCCCAGAAUCCACUGAAAUCUAGUAAGAAGAAGAAGAGGACUUCAUUCAAGCGGAAAUCCAGCAAAAAGGGGGCUGAGGAAGGAAGGUGGAAGCCCUUUGUCAUCAAGCCCAUGCCAGCUCCUCUCAUGAAGCCCUUGCUGGUGUUCGUGAACCCCAAGAGCGGUGGGAAUCAGGGAGCCAAGAUCAUCCAGUCCUUCAUGUGGUAUCUCAACCCACGGCAAGUUUUCGACCUCAGCCAGGGUGGCCCCAAGGAGGCGCUGGAGCUGUACCGCAAGGUCCACAACCUCCGGAUCCUGGCAUGCGGGGGAGACGGCACGGUGGGCUGGAUACUCUCCAUUCUGGACCAGUUACGCCUCAACCCACCUCCUCCUGUGGCCAUCCUCCCUUUGGGGACAGGGAACGACUUGGCCAGGACGCUGAACUGGGGUGGGGGUUACACAGAUGAGCCUCUGUCCAAGAUCCUGUCACACGUGGAAGAUGGGAACAUUGUGCAGCUUGAUCGCUGGAACCUCCAUGUGGAGCCAAACCCUGAUGCAAACCCUGAGGAAAAGGAUGAGGCUGCUACCGAGAAGCUCCCCUUGGAUGUCUUUAAUAACUAUUUCAGCCUUGGCUUUGAUGCACGGGUAACUCUGGAGUUCCAUGAAUCCCGAGAGGCCAACCCAGAGAAGUUCAACAGCCGGUUUCGGAAUAAAAUGUUCUAUGCUGGGACAGCUUUCUCCGACUUCCUCACUGGGAGCUCCAAAGACUUGGCGAAGCACGUCAAGUUGAUUUGCGAUGGGACAGACCUGACCCCCAAGAUCCAGGACCUGAAGCCUCAGUGCCUGGUCUUCCUGAACAUCCCCAGGUACUGUGCAGGCACCAUGCCCUGGGGAAAUCCUGGGGAACACCAUGACUUUGAGCCACAGCGCCACGAUGACGGCUGCAUUGAAGUUAUCGGCUUCACCAUGACGUCCCUGGCUGCCUUGCAGGUCGGUGGCCACGGGGAGCGGCUGUACCAGUGCCGGCAGGUGGUUCUCACCACAUCCAAGGCCAUCCCCAUGCAGGUAGAUGGAGAGCCCUGCAAGUUGGCGGCUUCCUGCAUCCACAUCUCUCUGCGCAACCAAGCCAACAUGGUGCAGAAGACCAAGCGGCGCAACUCCAUGCCUCUGCUGAAUGACCAGCAGCCAGUGCCCGAGCGGCUGCGGAUCCGGGUGAGCCGAAUCAGCAUGCGCGACUACGAGGCACUGCACUACGACAAGGAGAAGCUCAAGGAAGCCUCUGUGCCGCUGGGGAUCAUCGUGGUUCCAGGAGACAGCGACCUGGAGUUGUGCCGGACCCAAAUUGAGAGGCUGCAGGAGCAGGGAGAUGGAGCCAAACCGAAGACUCUGUCGUCCCAGAAGCUGUCGCCCAAGUGGUGCUUCCUUGACUCAACCACAGCUGAUCGGUUCUACAGGAUAGACCGCGCACAGGAGCACCUCAACUAUGUGACAGAGAUCUCUCAGGACGAGCUCUAUGUGCUGGACCCAGAGUUGGUGAUCACCCAGACCGUGGGCACCUCGCCUGCCAUGCCUGACCUUGUUGACUCGUCUGCCGCACCCACUGGGCACCAUUUUGCAUUCCCCUCCUCUUCCUCCUCUCCACCCUCCUCUCCUGCCCCCAGCGCUGAGCCUGAGGUCUGCCUCCUGCACAAAGAUGACCUGAUAGAAGCUGCCAAGAGCGGUAACUUCAGCAAGUUCCAAGAGCUGCACCGGGCUGGAAGUGACCUGAUGGUGCGAGACUCCUCGGGCCAGACCAUCCUCCACCAUGCCGUCAAAUCAGGGAGCAAGGACAUCGUCAAAUACAUCAUCGAGAAUGCCCCUUCAGAAAUCCUCGAUGCCACGGAGGAGGAGAACGGCGAAACCAGCUUGCACCAGGCUGCAGCCUUACGCCAGCGCACUAUCUGCCACUACAUCGUGGAGGCCGGGGCUUCGCUCAUGAAGACGGACCUGCAGGGGACGGCAGGGGGGGGAGACACCCCCAAGCACCGGGCUGAGAAAGCCAAUGACCCCGACUUAGCUGCCUACCUCGAGAACCGACAGCACUACCAGAUGAUCCAGCGCGAGGACCAGGAGACAGCUGUGUAG
Messenger RNA from Opisthocomus hoazin, 2895 nucleotides. The record is from RefSeq and is a predicted model, not a curated record. NCBI's taxonomy places the organism in Eukaryota, Metazoa, Chordata, Aves, Opisthocomiformes, Opisthocomidae.